AUGUCCUGGAAAGACUGGCUGUAUGGUGUUCUAGCGGCACUGGCAGUGUUUGCUGCUUACAAGGUCUGGGAAAGCCGACCAAAGAACGAGCUUCUCCGGCCCCGUACUAGUGGGGUGGAUUCACUCAUAGGUAACACGCCGAUGGUUGAAAUAGAAUCGCUUCUGCGGCUCACUGGCUGUAAGAUCUACGCCAAACUCGAGCUCAUGAACCCGGCUGGGCUGGCCAAAGAUAGAGUGGCCCUUGCAGUGAUCCGUGAAAACGAAAAGCUCGGGAAGCUCAAGCCUCACAAUGGCGAUGUCAUCUUCGAGGGCACGUCCGGAUCGACGGGCAUUUCCUUCACUGUAUUGGCGAACGCAUUGGGUUACACGGCGCAUAUCUGCCUUCCCGAUGAUACCUCGCCUGAGAAGAUGCAGCUCUUGAAGUCCUUAGGAGCAGAGCUAGAGCCUGUCAAACCGGCGCCAAUCGUUGAUCCCAACCAGUAUACCAACGCUGCUCGCAAUGGUGCGGCUAAGAUCAACAGCGAGAAAGGUAGAAACGCCAUCUUUGCAGACCAGUUUGAGAAUGACUUCAACUGGCGAAUUCAUUACGCCACGACAGGACCUGAAAUCUGGAAGCAGAUGCAGCAUAAGAUCGAUGCCUUUGUCACCGGCUCUGGUACCGGUGGAACCAUUCUGGGAGUGUCCAAAUACCUCAAAAGCAAACUGCCGCUGACCCGCAUUAUUCUAGCUGAUCCUCAAGGCUCUGGCCUUGCCAAUCGAGUCAAUUACGGUGUCAUGUACGACACCGUCGAGAAAGAGGGAAAGCGCAGAAGACACCAGGUUGACACGAUGGUUGAGGGUAUCGGUCUCAACAGAUUGACAUGGAACUUCAAGCAGGGUGAGCAAAACAUCGACCAAGCAUUCCGUGUCACUGACGAACAGGCGGUGAAAAUGGCCAAGUUCUUGUGUGUCAAUGACGGAUACUUCUGGGGACUGUCGGCUGCUGUGAACUGUGUUGCGGCAGUAAAAACCGCCAAGGAGCUCGGUCCUGGUCAUGAUAUAGUCGUGAUCGCCUGCGAUUCUGGCGCCCGCCAUCUUUCCAAGUUUUGGAAGGAUGCAGCCGAGGUCCCAUCAUCAAUCACCUUGGAGCAAGUGCUCGAGUAG
Messenger RNA from Candidozyma pseudohaemuli, 1143 nucleotides. Its product is annotated as putative cysteine synthase. Gene Ontology annotation, cellular component: cytoplasm. Gene Ontology annotation, molecular function: cysteine synthase activity. The coding region runs from base 1 to 1143 and encodes 380 amino acids. The record is from RefSeq and is a predicted model, not a curated record. NCBI's taxonomy places the organism in Eukaryota, Fungi, Ascomycota, Pichiomycetes, Serinales, Metschnikowiaceae. The transcript has a single exon.